CCAUCUAUUAAUCAUAAGUGCCAUAUAGAUCACGCCAAUGACAGCAUACGUCACAACGGUUCAACAAGCAAUGUCUCUGGGGAAGGGGCUCGGACUGCCGUCUCUGGAAAAGGAACUCGGACUGCUGUCUCUGGGAAAGGAGCUCGGACGUCAUCAUAUGAUCAAAUCUGAUAUUAUCAUUUUGAACUCCUCCGAUGAUAUCAACGUGGGCCCAGGUACGGGAGCUUAGAAAAGUAAUAAUACCAUUCAACUUAUCAUCAG
This is a messenger RNA of Rubroshorea leprosula, 261 nucleotides long. The record is from the annotation of a GenBank genome assembly. NCBI's taxonomy places the organism in Eukaryota, Viridiplantae, Streptophyta, Magnoliopsida, Malvales, Dipterocarpaceae.